GCACAGUUUGAGCUCACUUGAGACAUCACAGCUAGGAAACAUUAAGAUUUGUCAUGUAUUCAUUGCUGGUCAUAGCUCUGCUGGCUUUGGCUGUGUCAGGGCCAGCCACGGCCUUUGUCUCCAUUGGGGGUGGAGCAUCCACUCAUGUCACCAUUACAGGAACGGCUCUAUUGCAGAAAGUGACAGAGACAUGUCGGGCGGUGGCUGAGAAGAAUGGUUAUGAGUUCAACCCCACGGGCUCCUCUCCUGAAGAGCUGGUCCAGGCCUGUUUAGGUCCCACAGCAACAGGAGACGUGUCUGGUGCCAAGUUUCAUUCUGCUCUUCAAGACAUUUACACUCAGAACGGACUGGUAGACCGCGACUUUGCCAACAGUCCUCCACAUCACUUCAAUUCUGAGGCCUUCUUGGAAGGACGUGGCCUGAUCACUCAGGGCAUGUUGGCCAUUAAGGCUAAUAUUCGCAAUCAGAACUUUCCCACUGCAAGGCAAACACUGGGUAGAGUCCUUCACACACUACAGGACUUUUACAGCCACAGUAACUGGGUCGAGCUGGGUUACACAGAACCAUAUAUCAACCUCAUAACCCCAGGCCUUCCCCUAGAUAACCUGGCAGACAUGAACACUGCUACCUGCAGUGACUGUGCCAGUGGAACUUGCUCUAAUCAGCUGCUCCCCAACAUCCUAAAAGAGAAGAAACUCACAUCUGGCUAUAUGGGAAUCUAUUCUUCUUUUAAGCCUAAAGGUAAAUGCAGCCAUGGUGGUGCAGCUGAUCUCACUAGCACAGAAUCUCCUCGAGGAGGCAUCAGCAAAGAUGAGCGUCGCCAAGACAACUUGGCUUUACACAAUGCUGCUGUGAAUGCAGCCACAACCGCCACCCUCCAGCUGUUGGAGGACGUCCGUUUAGCUGUAGGGGACGAUGACUUCCUGAGAAUGAUGGGGAUUGCUCGCUCAUCUGUUGUGUGCUUUGUAAUUGACACCACCGGCAGUAUGUCAGAUGACAUUGAAGAAGCAAGAUCAGUUGCUUAUGAAAUUAUUGACAGUUACAAAGGAACUCAAGAUGAGCCCUCAGAGUACAUCCUGGUGCCUUUCAAUGACCCUGACUUUGGCCCCAUAAUCAGAACAACAGAUGCUAAUAAGAUAAAAGAAGAAAUCUCUAAGCUCAAUGCAGAUGGUGGAGGUGAUGCUCCUGAGAUGUGCCUGUCAGGACUUCAGCUGGCUCUGACUGGCGCCCCUUCCUCAUCCUACAUCUAUGUAUUCACUGAUGCUAAAGCAAAAGACAUUGAGCUCAAAGACUCAAUUAUAGCUCUCAUUAGGAGCACCCAGUCAAAGGUGUCAUUCUUCAUUACUGAAAUAUUUGGCAGGCGCCGUCGUUCUCUCAGAGCUGCUGCCUUUGGUGACUACAGGGAGAUAGCUCUGGUCUCUGGAGGCCAGGCCAUCCAGGUCUCAAAAUCAGAGCUUCCUCAAGCCACAGACAUUAUCCUUGACACCUCGACUUCAGCUCUGGUGACAGUUCUUCAGCGAGCAAGAAACCCUGGAAAGCAAGAGACAUUCUCCUUUGUUUUGGAUGAAUCACUGAAAAAUAUCACUAUCUACAUCACGGGAACAGCCAUUACUUUCAUGCUGACGGACCCUGCUGGUGUAACUCAGAGCCAAAACGAGGCCAGUGGUAAACUGGGGACCAUAAAGGCUGUGGGCAACUUGUGGAGAAUUCGUCUCAACUCUGACAAGCAGACGGGACCCUGGCAGAUCAACAUCAACUCCAACCAACCAUACACACUUCAAAUCACAGGCCAGAGUACAAUUACCUUUAUCUAUAACUUUGUGGAAAGCUUUGCUGGACCUCACCCAGGUUAUGCAGUGCUCACUGGACUUCCGCAAGCAGGCCAGCCAGCCACUCUGAUGCUCUCAGUUAUGGGUAGAAGAGGUCCGUCUUCGAUAACUACUGAACACAUCGGUUUGGCAAAAGUGUCAGGUUCUGAAGGUGUUAGCAACGGUGUAAUAACUGACAUGGGCAAUGGAGAUAUUCUGGUGACUGUUGAUGCAGUCCCUGAGGGGGAGUUUGUGGUCACUGUGAAAGGAACUGACAAAGUGUCAAACAGUGUAUUUCAGAGGCAGUCGACCACUCAAGUGUCUGUCUCCAAAGUGAAGAUCCAGGCUGUGGUGGGCAGCAGUGUGGAGCCAGGAGAGGACUUUAAGCUUCCUUUCAGUGUGAUGACUCAGGGCUCUGGUGGAAAGUACUCCAUCGGUGUGAGAAAUGACAGAAACUUCCCCAUGUCCUUCCCAAAUGAACUCACCUUGACAACUGGACAAUAUGCCAAUGCUACACUGACUAUAACACCACCUGCCAGCACGGAAUCAGGCACUGAUGUCACGCUGACUGUAGAAGCAAAGUCAUCCGAUGGUGUUGACUCCAAUUAUGUUGUUUUGAGAUUGUCUGUUGUUACCAAGAUUACAGAUUUUGUUCAGCCGUCAUGUGAAGGGGUUAGUGUGCAGGCUAAUGACUGCCCUCAUAAUCUGGCCCAAUGUGGCCCUUUCCAGUGGGAACUCUCAGCUAACAUUACAGAUGGAAACGGCACCGGGAUUGAGAGCAUUUCUCUCCAUCAGGGGAAUGGAACCCUCAUAUACACCUCACUGAGUGCCCCCAUCAUUCGGGCAAGCUACAAUGCCUCCUGCUGCUCACAGAUUGUUGAAAUAGUAGCUGUAGAUAAAGUUGGCAAUGUGGGAAAAUGCUACCAUUCAAUUGCUCGAUCAGGUGGCCCUCCCACUCUAACUCUGUCACUGCCACUGUGGAUUUACCUGCUGGUAUCUACCUUCUUGCUAAGGCCUUGAAGGGCUCAGGUUACAUUAUGCUAAUCUUCAGGUCUUUAAUCUGCACUGAGUUUAAAAUAUUUUAAAUAAUGUGCCUUUGCUAUGAAGUCUAUUUUGUCUGCUGGUUCUCAGCUUACAUAAAGUUUUCUUUUUCAGCCACACCCUUAUCCACAAGGGAUCACCAUAAAAGAUGAAUCCACAUUUAAUUUGGCACAGUUUAAUGCCAGUUCCCUUUCCUGAUAUUUGCAUCUCCUUCUGGUAUUGAACCAGGGAUCUUUUAAGUGUUAGUCAAAUGAGAUGACAGCUAUAAUCUGGAUUCACCAGGUAUAAA
Molecule: messenger RNA, 3138 nt
Organism: Archocentrus centrarchus (flier cichlid)
Lineage: Eukaryota; Metazoa; Chordata; Actinopteri; Cichliformes; Cichlidae
Product: von Willebrand factor A domain-containing protein 7-like
Exons: 18
Coding region: 54-2828 (924 amino acids)
Source: RefSeq, a predicted model, not a curated record